Alligator sinensis (Chinese alligator) is the source of this 1385-nucleotide messenger RNA. RefSeq names its product lysyl oxidase homolog 2-like. The record is from RefSeq and is a predicted model, not a curated record. Gene Ontology annotation, cellular component: membrane. Lineage: Eukaryota; Metazoa; Chordata; Crocodylia; Alligatoridae. Gene Ontology annotation, biological process: peptidyl-lysine oxidation. The transcript is spliced from 3 exons. Gene Ontology annotation, molecular function: protein-lysine 6-oxidase activity. The annotation marks the transcript as partial.
GGUGAACAAACGUUCCCCGAGAUGCUGGUGGUCACCCCUGCAUUCCCUUAUUCCAUUUGAGUGUGUUUUGAUAUCUUUGUGCUUUCCAACCCUUUUCUCUGGCUUUUUAAUGAUAUGAAGGUGGCACUAUUGCAGUGUAUAACAGGGACCUGCUGGAAUUCAUCGGCCUCUAGAAUUCACUUGAGUGAUAGAACUAAUAGUAGUGGGUUAAUGUUGAAGAUGUGGGCAGGCAAAACACUGAUGUAAGAAAAGUGGGGAACCAGUUACCAAAAGCUGAACCCUGAUUUCAUUCAGGGGCAAAUUACUGUGGCUUAGCUCCAUUUAGUGCAGGGUGGACCACUGACCAGGUGAUCUGCCCUUCUGAGAGGCAAGUUCCCAUAUGUCUCUUGCAGUGUUAUCGCUGUACAUCUGUCCAUUCCCUGGGUUGUGUGGCCAGACUUAUAGCUCUGUCAAAAUCUAGUUAGCAUGUUUUUGCCAGGUGAGUUUCACUCUUCAUAUUUAGAUUAUUUAAUGACACCAAGUACAGUAAAUUCCCAGGAUUAAGAUGAUGUUUGUUUCUUAGUCAUUAAAAUGUUGCUAUGUGUAAAUACAUUUAUCCUCCCUAUUCAUCUUUUGCAGCAAUGUGGUCUGUAUUGUUUCUUGAGUUCUGUCCCCUGCUGUGAAUCUUUCAGCAAGUCUGUGAGGUUUUUCUUAUAUCACCCCACAAUCUGAAUGUGGAGGGAGAGACCAGGAAGCCCUGGGAAAGCCACUCGCUGAAGGGUAGCUGCUAGAGAGGAGUUGGCUUUGAGAACGGAGACCUUGGAACAUGGAAAGAUCCCUUGGUUUCAUCCAUAACCACUGCAUUGUUGUGCUGUUCCUCUUCAGUUCCCUGAGCUCGCUAGGUCUUGCCCAGUAUGGGUACUGGCCAUAUUCUGGCUACCCUGAGCAACCCACACAAGAACAACGUCCUCAGUGGCCAGCCAGCGUCCCCAAGAUUCAGCUGCGGCUGGCAGGGCAGAAGAGGAAGCACAAUGAAGGGCGAGUGGAAGUGUUCUACAAUGGCGAGUGGGGCACAGUGUGCGAUGAUGACUUCUCCAUCCACUCUGCUCACGUAGUGUGCAGAGAGUUGGGCUAUGUGGAGGCUGUGUCCUGGCUCCCGGGCUCCAAACAUGGAAAGGGAGAAGGCAAAAUCUGGCUGGACAAUGUCCAUUGUACUGGCAGAGAGACCACUUUGGCAGAAUGCAACUCAAAUGGUUGGGGAGUCACCGACUGCAAGCACACGGAAGAUGUAGGAGUGGUUUGCAGCGAAAAGCGAAUCCCUGGCUUCAAGUUUGACAAUGCGUUGCUCAACCAAAUAGAGGUAAACACCCUUAAAACAUUGAGGCACAUUCCAGUACCCAUGGAAG